UUAAAAAAUAUAAUAUUAUAAUUAAAUGAAUCGCUUCACAAAAGUUGCUACUAAAGAGCACUAUGCCAUUAAUGUCAUAGGAAGAUCUGCCAGACUUUUCCUCAAGCAGAAAUCUAUCAACUACAAUUUCCCCACUGUGGUAAAGCUUGCUUUCAACGAUGCCAUGACAUACAACCCUGAAAAUGGUAAGGGAGGAACUGUCUUUGGACUAGGAUUCAGGGAGCAUAAGUUGAAGCAUUAUAAUAAGAAGCAUCUGGGCGCUCUUGAGAAUCUCUUGUGGUUCAAAGAAUCCCAAGCUGAUGUCAGACUAGACGCUCUUUCAAAAUCAGAUUUCUUACAGUCCUUUGCUGUUAUUGCAAUCAAGGAUGCAAUGGGUCCAAACAUGUGUGAGAAUAAUAGAUUUGGAAGAAAAGAUGCUACCUCUGAAGAGCAGUUAGAAGGCGCAUGUGAAGUACCGCAGCCUGAGGAUGGAGUCACAAGUUUCAGAGAUGCCUUCCAUUCCAAAUCUUUUGACUCUAGAGAGAUGGUAGCUUUAUCUUCAGUCUAUACCUUCGGUGACUUCCAGCCUCGUAUUGCUGAGAUGAAUAAUCAAUAUUUCAAGAACCUAGUUGAUAAAGACAUUCAGAGCAAUGAUGCAUUGGACAAAAUCCUUCUUGACGACUCUGAGCUCAAAGAAUUCGUCGAACUGUUUGCUAACGAAACUGACGAAUUUGAAGAGGCUUUUACUGACGCCUGGCUCAAGCUCUACACACUGGGAAAUGACGAUAAAGAGCUAUUCUUCGAAGUUCCAAAGAUAGAGUACUAA
Messenger RNA from Moneuplotes crassus, 805 nucleotides. The record is from the annotation of a GenBank genome assembly. Lineage: Eukaryota; Ciliophora; Spirotrichea; Euplotida; Euplotidae.